AUGGCGCUUACGGAGAGAAAAGUUUCUUUUGGGGGCGUACACGCCGCUGAGGGGGAUGGGGGUGGGAAUGGGAAUGAUUAUUCGGAGUUGGAUAGGAUGAGGGAGAGUAGAGAUCGAGGGAUUGAGGAGAGGAACGAGAGGGAGAGGUUGUAUAGGGAGGAGAUGAAGAAGAAGAAAGAGGGUAGAAAAGAAAUUGAGGAGGAAGAGAAAUUGUGGGUUCAUUGGGAGAGAUGGAGACUUAGUUUUUGGUUGGUCAUCUUCAACCUCUUCUUCGCCAUCCCCGUCGCAUACAUCAUUGCCAAAUACGCCAUUCCGGCUCCCUGGCGCUGGUCGGUAUUUCUCCUCUCUCACCACGCACUUCUUCUUUGUGCAUAUGAAUUCGCGAUGAAUGUGCAAGAGCGCAUGGUGGGCAUGGCUAUUCGGGAAGCGGAGGAGGAGAGGGAGUUGGAGCAGUGGGAUGAUGUGGUUGCGAAGCUGGAGACGGUAUUGGAGGAGAGUAGGAGGAAUAGGAGGGUUAUGGAGGGGGUGGUGGUGGAGAUUGGAGCGCUGGAGGAGGAGGACGUUACGGGAGAGAAAGAGAAGAGGCGGAGAGAAAUUUGUACGGCGAGAAAGAGGAUAGGGGAGAAGAUUAGCGAGUUGGAGGGGUGGGAGAAGAGAGGAGUUAGGAUUGAUAGGGAACUUUUGGGUGCGUUGAAGAAGGAGAGACAUGAGUUGUGGUAUGAGACGACGUUUGUUUCGCCUGAAGAUACGAAGAGCGUGUGGUUUAGAAAGUCGUGGAGAGAAUUGUGUGAUGCGGACGGGGUCUUGGAGGAUUAG
Messenger RNA from Botrytis byssoidea, 816 nucleotides. RefSeq lists its product as uncharacterized. The coding region runs from base 1 to 816 and encodes 271 amino acids. The record is from RefSeq and is a predicted model, not a curated record. Lineage: Eukaryota; Fungi; Ascomycota; Leotiomycetes; Helotiales; Sclerotiniaceae. The transcript has 2 exons.